AUGGAUGACGUCUCUGACCCUAAUACGGUCGUCUCUUCCACUUCGUGCGACGGUGAUUUGAUGCCUUGGAAGCUCGAGCCUCUUCUUGCCUCUCGGUGGUGGUUUUGUGCCACCGAAUAUUUCUUGCGGCGAAUAACCCUUGACGGUGGCUUCUUUGCCAAGACUGCAAAUCUUGAACGUGUCAUAAGAUCAGAGCUUUUGGUCAGGGUCAACAGCUAUGGCUUGGAUUACAAACUUUUAAAAGAAUGUUGUUCAAGCAGAUGUGAAAUAGAAGUAUUCAGACAUUUGGAGUUUUGUAGGAAGCAUGUAGCUCACGAUUUUUCUGUCAUUUUUAAAGAUUUGGUGCAGUGCUCAUGAAUAGGUAGAACCUAAUACAGUACUUGAGAGAGGACUCGAAAGCUUACUUGAUAAGGGUAUUCUCCAGUUUCUUAGUUUAAUGCUCAAAGCUUGACCGUAUGUUGAAAAUCUACAAACCCGUACAAUACUCUCGCUGACAUCCUUACACAUUCUAAUAUUUCAAAGAAAAUGAAACCAUAAAGCAGGAAAUUUUAAGCACAUGCAUGAAGGCUACUUGGUUGGUAGGCAGAUAAGAGAUUAAGCAUAUGUGUUUUGUCUUAGACAGAUAAAAAAUUCUCAAUAUGCUUUAAGGUCAUAUAGUCCCUUGCCAACACAUGAUUUUUAGCUAAAGUUGUAGCAUUUACUCAAAUCAGUUUCUUCUCCUUAUUGAAUAGUUAUCGGUUUCUUCCUGACAAAGUGAUCUACUUUAUUGAUGAAGAUGGGUCUUUUGUUCGACUUUGCCAUGUUCAGGUUCAUAGUUACAUGUUUCUCACAUCAUCAGUAAAUGUAUUUUUUUUUCCUUUUUAGUUAAUUCAGAUACUUAAGCUGGCGAAUAAAGAGGACCUACGGCCACUGAAUCAGACAUCUACAUUGUCUCCACCUGGACAUGAAUCCUGGUUGAUUAAGUCUGAUGAAUCUAUACGUCUCCCAAUACGGUGCAUAGACUUUUUUGUGAACUGGAUACGGUGCAGAGACUUCAUAGAAGAGUUAUUGGCCAAAACGAAGUUGUCCUAGCUAUUAUCCGGGCGAUCCGACGUCCAUGUGUUGGGCUCAAGAACCCAAACCAUCAAAUCCAAUGUUGUGAAUUUCUUAUAAGUAUUCUAUGAACUUUAUAUUUUGUGUAGUAUUUUUUUCAUUCUAUUUAGUUCUACAUAUAAUAUCCCUUGGUUAUGUUCGCUGAGAACAAAUUUGCAAACUGUACAUUUACAGAAAGUAGUUAUCAGUUCUCAUAUUUUUCUUUUUC
Messenger RNA from Raphanus sativus (radish), 1300 nucleotides. RefSeq lists its product as uncharacterized. The transcript is spliced from 5 exons. Lineage: Eukaryota; Viridiplantae; Streptophyta; Magnoliopsida; Brassicales; Brassicaceae. The record is from RefSeq and is a predicted model, not a curated record. Bases 1 to 357 code for a protein of 118 amino acids.